Hansenula anomala is the source of this 1425-nucleotide messenger RNA. RefSeq names its product ubiquitin-specific protease UBP6 (gene UBP6). Gene Ontology annotation, molecular function: cysteine-type deubiquitinase activity; protein binding; proteasome binding. The record is from RefSeq and is a predicted model, not a curated record. Lineage: Eukaryota; Fungi; Ascomycota; Saccharomycetes; Phaffomycetales; Wickerhamomycetaceae. Gene Ontology annotation, biological process: protein deubiquitination; regulation of proteasomal protein catabolic process; proteasome-mediated ubiquitin-dependent protein catabolic process. Bases 1 to 1425 code for a protein of 474 amino acids. The transcript has a single exon.
AUGAGCUUCACGGUCAAUAUCAAGAAUUCAGGAAAGACAUACCCUUUGGAAUUGUCUCCAGCUGAUACAGGACUUGUCUUUAAACAAAAAUUACAAAAUUUAACCAAAAUUCCAAUUGAUAGACAAAAAAUAUUGUUAAAAACUGGUCAAUUAAAAGAUGAUGAUAUUGUGGAAUCUUUAAAUUUGAAACAGAAUCAAACCAUUAUGGUAUUAGGUUCUCCGGAAUUAAAUUUACCAAUUGCUCCAAUAAAUAAUGUUUUCCUUGAAGAUUUAAAUGAAUCAAGUUUAAAAUCAUAUUCAAAUGAACCAAUUGGUUUUGAAAAUUUAGGAAAUACUUGUUAUUUAAAUUCUUCAAUUCAAGCAUUAUAUAGUAUUCCAAGUUUACAAAAAAAAUUGACUCAAAAUGAUAAAGUUGGUGAAAUUGGUACAAAUGAACAUUUAGUUUUACAAUUGAAACGAGUUUUCAAAGAAUUGGAAAAUAAAAAACAAGAUUCAAUUGUACCAAAUAAUUUAAUUACAAGUUUAAGAGUCUUAUAUCCUCAAUUUAAUGAAAGGGAUCAAUAUGGAAGAUAUAAACAACAAGAUGCUGAAGAAGCUUUCACUCAAUUAUUAUUAAGUUUGAAAAAUGUUUUAGGUGAAGAUUUUAUUAAAGAUUAUACAAUUAAUUUUAAAUCAAUCAUUAAAAAUCAAGAAGAUGAAUCAGAUGUUCAAAUUAAAUAUGAAGAUGAUGUUAAAUUACAAUGUCAUAUUACAAGUUCAACAAAUUUUUUGAAAAAUGGUAUUGUGGAAUCAUUAAAUGAAACUAUUGAAAAACAUAGUGAUAAUUUAAACAAAAAUUGUAAUUAUGAAAUCAAUAAAAAAAUUACAAAAUUACCAUCAAUUCUAACUGUUCAAUUUGUUAGAUUUUUCUGGAAAAGAUCAACAAAUAAAAAAUCUAAAAUUUUAAGAAAAGUUCAAUUCCCCUUCCAAUUAGAUUUAACUGAUUUAUUAGAUGAAGAAUAUCGUGAUUCUAAAAUUAAAAUUAGAGAUGAAUUUAGAUCAAUUGAAAAAAAUCAACAAUCUGAAGAACGUGAAUUUAAAAAGCAAAAAAAAAACUUGAAUUCAAAAGAUGAACAAGAUUUUUGGAAAAAACAACAUGAUAAAUAUAUUGAAGAAUUUACAUCGAAAACUCCAAAAGAUUUAUCAGUUGGUGAAAAUCCUUCAUCUUUAUACAAUUUAAAUGCAAUCAUUACUCAUCAAGGUUCAUCUGCAGAUUCUGGUCAUUAUCAAGCAUUUGUUAAAGAUAGAUAUAAUGAUGAUAAAUGGUGGAGAUUUAAUGAUGAUAAAGUUUCCAUUGUUGAUAAAGAUAGAGUGGAAAGUUUAGCAGGUGGUGGUGAAAGUGAUAGUGCUUUAAUUUUGAUAUAUAAAGGUUUUGGAUUAGAUUAA